AUGAUUCAAGUAUUGAGCAAACAAUUUCCAAGACAUUUUAAAAAACACAGAAAUGUUAAUACAUGGUCAUCUCUAGCAACAACAUUCAAUACAGUUAUCAAAGAAAAAUAUGGAUUUGAGUUUUCAAAAAAGGAAACUGGGUUAUUUGGUAUACCUGAAUUAAAAACUCCAGAGGGAUUUAAUAUUUUAAAAGAUCAAGCAAUAUCCCAAACAGAUGCAUUGAUAACAGAAUCUAUUAGUGAAAAUAGAAAAAGGAAAAUGGUAGAAAUUUUUGAUGAUAUGUCUGAUGCAUUAUGCAAAGUUGCAGACUUAGCAGAAUUUAUUAGGAUUGCACAUCCAGAAAGACAAUUUGUUAAAGCUGCAGAGGAUAGUUGUCUAUUUGUCAGCAGCAUAGUAGAAAAGUUGAAUACUCACCGUGAACUAUAUAAUACAUUAAGACAUGCAGUAUAUAAUGGAGACAUUUUGGAAACAUCUGUUAUGGACAAUCAUGUUGCAACAUUGUUCUUGUCUGAUUUUGAGCAAUCUGCUAUUCACUUACCAGAGUCUAUAAGGGAAGAUGUUGUGCAGUUGAAUUAUUACAUAUUACAAGUAGGUCAAAAAUUCAUGGCAGGUGCUGGUAAUACAAAAGCAAUAGAUGCUAAUAUUGUUCCACAUAAUGUAAGGCAAUAUUUUACAGUAAAAGAUAAUAAGGUAUAUGUACAAGGACUUUAUGUAGACUCUUCUGACUGUCUAGUUAGAGAAACAGCAUAUCGUGUAUUUUUAUAUCCUGAUCAAGAACAAGAAUAUCUAUUACAAGAACUUCUAAACUCUAGACAUACUUUAGCCGAAUUAUGUGGAUUUCCAUCUUAUGUUCAUCGAGCCGUCAAGGGAAGUACCGUAGAAACACCCGAAGUAAUACACGAAUUUCUGAAUAUUUUAAAUAAAAAUUUGAAACCUAAAGCAAAGCAAGAUUUUGAGGAAAUGCAAAAGAUGAAAGAUGCAGAAUCACCCAUAAAACAGAAAAUAAUGCCAUGGGAUACAGCUUAUUUCACAGCAAAAGCAAAGAAAAAUUGGUUAAAUAUGUCUAUUAGUGAAUUUGCACCAUAUUUUUCACUUGGUGCUUGUAUGGAUGGUAUUAAUAUAUUAAUACAAGCAUUAUACGGUAUCCGAUUGGAGUAUGUACCGGUUUUGUCGGGUGAAGUUUGGGCAAAUAAUGUACAUAAAAUCGCAGUCAUAGACGAAAACGAAGCUAUUUUGGGUUAUAUAUACUGUGAUUUCUUCGAAAGAGAAGGAAAACCUAAUCAAGACUGUCAUUUUACAAUUAGAGGUGGAAGGCAAUUAUCAGACGGAUCAUAUCAAAAUCCUAUAGUAGUAUUGAUGCUAUCAUUACCACUUCCAACAUGGUCCAAACCAUGUCUACUUAAUCCUGCUUCUGUAGAAAAUUUAUUUCAUGAAAUGGGUCAUGCAUUGCAUUCUAUGUUAGGUAGAACAAAGUACCAACAUGUAACUGGAACCAGAUGCAGUACAGAUUUUGCAGAGGUUCCAAGUGUACUAAUGGAAUAUUUUGCAAGUGAUCCAAGAGUUGUAUUCACAUUUGCAAAACACUUCCAAACUUUGGAAAAAAUACCAACAACACUGUUAGAAAAAUUAUAUGCCUCAAAGAAUAUAUUUUGUGCUUCUGAGUUACAAAAUCAAAUAUGCUACAGCAUGCUAGAUCAAGUUUAUCAUAGUGGAAAAUUAGAAAAACCAUCAACUGAAAUAUUAAAAGAAAUACAAGGAAAAUAUUAUGAACUUCCCUAUAUUGAAAACACAGCCUGGCAAUUAAGAUUUUCGCAUUUAGUUGGGUAUGGUGCGAAGUAUUAUUCAUAUUUAAUAUCUCGAGCAAUUGCUUCUUGGAUAUGGCAGACGUACUUUAAAGCAGAUCCUUUCAAUCGAACAGCAGGAAAUCGAUACAGAAACGAAUGCUUAGCACACGGAGGUGGAAAGCCUCCUUCUAAAUUAGUAUCUGACUUUUUGGAUAAGGAAGCCAAUGCUAGCAACUUCGCGAAAUCUUUACUUUAUGAGAUAGAUACGAAGAUGGAACAUGUACAAAAAUUAAGAGAAUAA
Molecule: messenger RNA, 2085 nt
Organism: Habropoda laboriosa
Lineage: Eukaryota; Metazoa; Arthropoda; Insecta; Hymenoptera; Apidae
Product: mitochondrial intermediate peptidase
Exons: 10
Coding region: 1-2085 (694 amino acids)
Biological process (GO): peptide metabolic process
Cellular component (GO): mitochondrion
Molecular function (GO): metalloendopeptidase activity
Source: RefSeq, a predicted model, not a curated record